Suillus bovinus is the source of this 7176-nucleotide messenger RNA. Its product is annotated as cell morphogenesis N-terminal-domain-containing protein. NCBI's taxonomy places the organism in Eukaryota, Fungi, Basidiomycota, Agaricomycetes, Boletales, Suillaceae. The record is from RefSeq and is a predicted model, not a curated record. The coding region runs from base 1 to 7176 and encodes 2391 amino acids. The transcript is spliced from 9 exons. Gene Ontology annotation, cellular component: site of polarized growth; cell cortex. Gene Ontology annotation, biological process: cell morphogenesis.
AUGAGCUCAGAGGGUGCAUUACAGAUUACAAUACCAGACUUUGACGAUGGCGACUAUCAAUCUACUCCCAUACCCUUCGGCAGGUCUGGAGGAUAUGGCUUUGGUGCAUUCGGAAAUGCAGGAUCAGGCCCAGAUUCACCAACUAUCAUGACUCCCAUUGCACUUCCGGAACGUAGUGACAGAAGCUACUUUCAUAGUCGUGGCGAUUCUGUGGCAUCAGAGGAUUCUUUUAGUUCGCAACCUGUUCGUCAGACUGGCAAGAGCUCACAUACGACUCAACCUUCCAUAUCUGCAAGCUCUCCAUUCUCCAAGAAGCCAUCUUUUGCAUCCAUCAGAAAUGCAUUCAAGAAGAACACUGAUGUACCGCCAUUACCUCCACUAGACCACCAAGCAUAUCCCGUUCUCAAGAACCCUUUUAACCGCUCGACUUCGUCCUUGCCUCAUUCCACCUUAACAUCUAAUAAGGUAUUCAACGCUUCAAGUCCACCGCAUCCUCGCCCUCCGACACCUGGAUCCAGCGAAUCACGUCCCCGCGCUCCUUCGAGGGCAAGAGGGCAUUCCGCUGCAAGAUCUUAUCAUUCUCAGUCCGGGUCUAUAUUUCACAACUCGGACACAGGGAGCGAUCAUGGUCACGGGUUCUCUUACUCAUCCUCUCCUCCUCCUGUUCCCCGUGUGCCUGAUACAUUUGGUACUCCGAUGUUCAGCAGUGAUGGACCCUUAAUGAUGGAGGAAGACGACAAUGUGCCAUCGGGUCCUAAGAUGCCAUCUGAUUAUGCUCUGCAUGCAGUUUUUAUUCGGUUUGCUACUCUUGCGGAAGCAAAGAUGAACGUGUUCCUUCGCGAAACACUGGAUCACGAGCCUUUAUUGUCGAACUUCAUGGGUCCCUCGCUAGAUCCCAAGUUCGAUGACCUGAUGAGCUCUUUGGGAAAGAUAGCUCAGAAACAUCCAAGACCCGUCAUAGACUCCAUUAGGCGCUGGAGGCGCAGUCAUAAUGAAAACGUCAGCACCGACAUACUUAAACAUCAUGCUAGCCAAUCUCCUUUAUGGAUACGUGGUGCGAGAGUUCAAGAACCGUCUACUUUGCUGAAUGAACGAAAGUCGCUGGCAUCCAUAUAUAUUAUGUGUCGCGCUUUGAUUGCUGUUUUAUCCGUCCUAUCCAAAGACGCACUGGGUGAUACGCUGGGAUUUACCUUGGAGGAAACAACGUUCGAACAGUUCAAGAGACCGGAUUUGAAGCUCCUUGCACAGUCAACUAAUCAUCGACUUAAUGCCGAACUGUAUGCCACGCUGCUCGGACACUUGGCAAACGUUCGCUUUGUUAGUGUCACAGAUCGGUUUCUUGGCGAGCUCGAGCCUGUGGCCAAUGGUCAGGUGGCGAAAGACCUCGAUACGAAGUAUGAGCAUCUAGUGAAAGGGCUCCGUCAUGUUCAGCUGAGAGUAUGGCCUCCGGAGGCAUUUGAGGAAGGGGCCGAGUUUCUGGAGUUAUUGGCCAAGUCCUUUGCAAAUGCUCAUGGUCUUCGGUUUAAGAUCGCUUUCGCAGAUACGUUGACUCGACUCUUGCACCCCAUUGGAAAGACGGCGCAGGCCGAAGUCAAUCAUCCACAAUGGGAAAAGGCGAUCGAAAGGAUCUAUCCUCGAGCUAAAGAGAUGAUGGGUAAGCCGCGGUAUUGGCAUAUCGCCUACCCAUUGGCUGUCACCAGCCUUUGUGUUGCGCCUCAUCAAUACUUCCUCCGCAACUGGACAGCUUGCUUUGAGUAUGGGCUGUCGAAGAUGAAGGAGAAGCUUCAUCGGAUUCCUGUCUUGAAUGGAAUCGUUCGAUUGAUCUGGACAUACCUGUAUCGAUGCCAGGAGCCAUUAGCAACGAGCACCACCAAGCUGGACUCCCUCCUCAAACAUAUAUUCCCUGCUGGACGGUCAUCAAUUUUCCAUCACGAGGAGCAUCUUGAGCCCUUCAUCUGUAUCGUGCAUUUUAUCUUGUUGCGUUAUUUCGACUAUGGGUUGGGACUCUGCAUGGAGUUACUUCAGGAAGCCGUCGUGAAUUCCUCAUCUACAAGUAAUCUCAUGGGUAUAUUGGCCCCCGAACGCGUUGCUGUAUCGGCACAGGCUAUCCUCUUAACCUUGAAUGCCUUCGAACGUGAGGAGUCAGUUCCUACAUGGCCGUCCAGUGUCGAUUUCACUGCUGUACCAUCUUGGGACGAUUAUCCUUCGUCUUCUGACGCUCUUCCAGCUGCAGUAGUAUCCAGGCAUGGAGUUCAAGAGCUGCUUGACAGAUAUGGAGCUGUAAUUACUGCAAUCGCACGAUCAGCAAGUCAGUCUGUGGGUCAAAUGUCUAUCUUUGAUGAACAGUGGUCGCUGUCGCGGUUUAACUCUAUCCAUGAAGAGCCCCACAACAUUAUCAUUUGUCGUCGUCCUGAAGGGUCUUUUGCCUACCCCAAUCAUCUCGUGUCGCAGAUUUCUAUGCUACAGACAUGUUUGCAAUCGUGGCCGCGCUGCUUGCACGCCUCUUUACCGCUCACGGACGCCAUCAAUAUACUCAUCCGCAGUAUUAUCCAUGUUGAGCCUCGGAUCGGAGAAGCGGCAGGAGCGGCGCUGAGGCGCUUUAUGGCUGACGGGCGGUAUGCGCCUGCAGUUUUGCGCCACUUUACGACCUUCCUAUUUGAUCCUGCCUAUGUUGGGCGGGAGGGAACUGGUGCACGGCUUGUCCUUGAGAGCACUCGACUUCUGAAUUUUUGGAUUAGCCUGGUGGAAGGUUGGGUCAAAAGUAUUCUGCAGAAACCUAAAGCGGACAUCACAGCUGGUGAAAGGGAGGCCGCUGCCCUUCAAGGGGACGGGAUCACUGCAGGAGCAUUGUUUUUGUUAUCGCAUGAAGCUUCUACCGUCCGUUGUGCAGGGGUUAAGCUCAUUCGCAUACUUUCACCAUUCAUUGCCCAUAUAGAUGCACUUGAGGGUGCCCAUGCGGGUUCCUCGACCCUUCUGAACGGGCUCGUCGAUUGCGAUGCUCGUGAGAAUCCUCAUUUUCAGGGCUUUGACGAGUUAUUGGACAGCUCGGAGCUAGAUCGCCUGCAACAGUGGAGGCGGGCUGGGCGAAAGGAUGUUCUUCUGAGGAUCGCCGAUAGCAACUAUGACAAGGACAAGAAAAUAUGGCGUUGUGUUUUGCCGAGCUUCAUCCAAGCCUCGUUCCAACAACCGCUGAAAGUUGCGGUGGACUGUCGCGCCAUGAUCGAGGCUGCAGCAUCCCGCUACCAUCCUUCAAUGUUGCACCUUGCCGGACUAUCGACUCUCAGCGGACGAUUACCAUCCGGCGCCUCUAGGGCACCAGGCUCUGCCGAUAAGGAGGGGUACAAGCAAGUCAAAGACAACAUAAGCUUGAUCGAUCAAUGGUAUCUGUGGAUCAAGAUUCUGUGUGCUACAGCCACUGUAUCUGAUAGCCGUGGUGGCGCUCCUGUCCAAGCCGCUCGAGAACAUUCACGAGCCCCUUCGGACGCUACCUUUGAUCACGAGCGGAUGUCAAACACACGCUGCCUCUUCAGGUACCUAACACCAUUCUUAGACGUGGAAUAUGCCCCAUUUCGUGAUGCUGCUGUCAUCAGCAUCAGCUCUUUUCCUUCCAAUGGGUUUUCGCAGCUUUUGGAGGACUUGAAUCACUUUUCUUUCCUUCAAUUUCAUGAUGACGUCCGGUCGAAAUCUGGUUCUCCUGUGUCAAGUGGACGUUCACGACGUCAAGCUCGUCUACACUCAGCCGUUGCUCGUAUCUACUUCCUCACUGCUCCUCAGCUGCAGUACCAAAGACCUUCUGCAAAGCAAGAUACAAUUUCAUACGUGCUCAAAUUCAUUCGGACAAUGCAAACCUUCCUCGUUAAUGCAGAGAAUCGUGACAGCUAUGCGCUCCAGCGCCUGCGCCGCUAUUUCUGCGGUUUGAUCGAACGGUUCUUCGACAGUCUGGGGAGCCUCGCUGACUCAGAACUAUUCGUUCCAUCGCACACGUAUGCGACUCUCUACAGGCUUUGUGAAGAAUGGUGCCAGUAUGGUGUUCAGUCUGAAUCAGCAAAACAGCGAUACAUCCUCAUGCAAAGAGCUGCGGCUGCGGCUGCGAGUGAUCCACAAGCCGAGUCAGACUCUGCUGAACGGUUUCAACACGAGACUAAACUGCUCUCCAAUGCAGCUGUGGGCGCCCUCGCUGCCCUUUGCCAAAGGGCAUAUUAUCCCUCUGAAACCAUUGGCUCCUCAUCACCUACGGAUCGCCCUCAAGAGUCUCCGAAACCUCUGGAAGCUGUCCAGAUCUUGGACCGCCUUCAUCAUGUCUUUCAAUCCUCUUACCCUCACGUUGUCAUGUCUGGAAGAAAAGCCCUUAGCUCCCUUAUCUGCUCCAGAAAAGCGGAUAAAACGUUGCUCGCCGAGGUCCUUCGACGAUCCUUCAUCGAUUCGAAUGAUUCAUCGUCCAGCAGCUCUGGUUUCUUCGAGGUUCUGUCCGACGUCGCGUGCAACGUUGGUAUCGGCUCAUACACUUUCGCGCAAAUUAUAUGCUUGGGCUUGACCAACCUCUGUCACGCUGAUUCUGGAAUUAGACGAAAGUCUCUUAUGCUCCUCGAGGUCAUGCACGAGCAUUGCUCUGGCGUCCUGUCUUUUGGUGAAUUCGAGGCUAUGGCUUCCAACCCUUUAAGCAGCGUAUAUUUGCAUGUACAUCGACUAGUCACCGAACGCCUCUCCGGCGAACACCCUCAUCACGCUAAUGAUGUGACUACGGAGAUGACUACCUUGCUGAUGCGCAUGCCUCGUGGUGGAAAUGAGAGGCUUGCCCUUCUACUGUUGCAAAGCCUCGAGUCUUGGGUCCCCAAUAUACAACUCACGCUUGACCCCGACAGCGAAGCGCGUUUACAUCCAUCUCCAGCCAGCAGCCGCAUCUUGUACCAUCUCCUCACCCUCACAAAGCGAUACAGCGAAAGUCAUUUUGAGCAAGUUACUGCAAUAUGGACGCGAUUCGCAGACCACCCCAACGAAACCUACGGAGCGGCUACCGUAACUUUCCUCAUCAACCAAGCUCUCAAAGUAGCUACCUGCGCAUUCAUCGAUUGCGCCUCCACCAUCAUAGCAUGUCUUUCGCGUUCUGCUGCUGCGCUGCAAGUUUACGAGCUUCUUUGCUACUACUGCGAGCCAGAACGCAUGGUCCCCUCCCUUGAUCACCAGCUGAAGGAGCCUCCCGGCGCCGAAGACUUUGAACUGUGGUCUGACUUGAAUACUCAGUUUGCAGAAGAACAGCCAAAGAUUCUGCUGGGACCGGCGCAAUAUGCGCUGAUCUUACUGGGGUCUGCUGCAAUGGAAGGACAAUGGACGCUUGUUACUUCCAUACCAAUCAUUCUGCAGGCAAUCUUUCCCAACCUUGACCACCGCGUCCCUCUUAUGAGGAUUAGGGCGCGUGGAAUGCUCUUCCAGCUCUUGCGUGUUUGUAUCCCAGGUCUCGCACAGUCCAAUUGCUCUGCAUUAGUGGCGCAGAUCAGUGCAUUGGAGGACCAAGGAGAUUCUAUAUUCUGGAAGGAUGAUGAUGACAACGAUAUCGUGGAAACUCGAAUGAGUACGCUUUUCUCUCAGGUGCUCCCUAUGCUCCAGCCUCUUGCUCCAGCCUUGGAACAGACUGUAGGUAGAUUGGCACUAGCCUACGUGGAACUUUGCAACAUGCGGAGUCUCGCGCUUCGUUCUUUACAGGUACUCCGAGUGUUGAAUAUGCCUUUGAGUCAUGCCGCGCUGGAUCAGUUGCUGAGUCGUUUAUCUGUUUCCAUAGCAGAUGUGGAUCCAGAAAGACAGGCUUUUUCGGCGGAAGUCAUCCGCACCAUCACUCAUAUGGUUACACUGCACGAGCUCGAUGAUGCGCUGCUUCCUCGUCUUUUUUGGGCAACUCAUGCAGUGAUGUCAACCAGUGCAGAAACUGAGUACAUGCAAGCCAUCAAACUGUUGUCGGCAUUCCUCGAUCGGAUUGACUUGGAUGACCCCCAUAUCGUUGACCUCAUUGUUGCCCAACGUCCUCGAGAUUGGAACGGGUCCAUCGGAUUGCAGCAAGCCCUUUGGAGCGGGCUGCGUUCUGCCACGACUUUGGAUGACACGUUCACAGUUCUUGGGAGACUGGUUAGGCUGAAGUGCGCCAAUUUGUUAGACUCUUCCAAAACAUGGCUUCGAGACCUCUUUACUCUGUCCCUACCAUGGUGCAUGCACGCCAUGUACACUGACCAGCAUGACGAGGCUCUAAACGACUUCUGUUCUUCAAUCGCGGACUUGGCUGAUGAAGAUGGUCUGGAGAGUAUCAAUCGGAUCAUGGUUUCUUUUGUCAAACGUCGGUUCAGGACCAAAGAUGAUUUCCUUCGUCAGUCCAUCAGCAGUCUACGUGACCACUACCCUCCCGAUGACUGGACCGAUAUCGCUACUCUGUUGUUGAGUUUGGUGCUCAACAAGGAGAGAUGGCUCCAAGUGUCCUCAAUGCAUGUCCUCAAAGUCCUAUUCCAACAACGUGCUUUGCAGUCGUUGGGCACAGAGCAUCUUAUGCCCUUAUUGCGGUUGGUGGAAGGAGAGUUGGCGACGCAAGCUCUUGAUGUAUUAGAGGAGCCGACGAAGAUCACUGGAGGACUUACAGCCAAACAGGUCCUCCGCAUGAGCAUGCACGUAUCAACACUUGCCGGUGCGGGCGGGAGUGAGGGUGAGACAGAGAUCUUUGGUGUCCCGGAAGACUCUGGCUGGUGCAUUGCACGCGUAUCACAUCGACAAGCUCAAUGUCGUGCCAACGUCCUUGCGGUUGCGCUUAUGUUCACGACAUCAUCGCGCAUAUCUACGGUGUACUUCCAGCCAGAGGUGCAAGAGCCCCUGUUCGCUGAUGAGCUUGAUGAAGACUUGGGAGUCCUGGUUCAAGAUCUGCACGAGCUAAGUGAGUUCUUCCAGAAGACGAAGCCUCAGACGCAACUCCUACCGAGUCAGCAGCUGGAAGAUAGAGUCGCUUCCAUCCUGGCUAGAUCUACAGACGAUUGCAACGGCGUGCCUCAGACUCCAUUUGGAGAUGUGUUCCAGAUCGGUGGAUCACGCGACCUUUCGGACGACUCCACCGAUGAGUCUGAUCCAGAGUCUGAGGUAGACGCAUUCAAGUACGACUCUCCAACUUUUUAUCGUACCGCUCCCAAUGGCAAGGGCUUGUAUUAA